Fusarium pseudograminearum CS3096 is the source of this 627-nucleotide messenger RNA. RefSeq lists its product as uncharacterized. The record is from RefSeq and is a predicted model, not a curated record. NCBI's taxonomy places the organism in Eukaryota, Fungi, Ascomycota, Sordariomycetes, Hypocreales, Nectriaceae. Bases 1 to 627 code for a protein of 208 amino acids. The transcript has a single exon.
AUGCCGACUAUGCUUGGUCUCACCAACGACCGCUCUACCAACGGCCUUAAUGCCAAUGAGAGCAAAUUUGGAGGUCCCUCUAGCCAACGGGGAAUGGAACUCACCCCUCGUCAACAAAACGGCAGCAUCGUUUCUGGUAUCGAAGGAUCCGACUUCUUCAACGGAGGCGGCAAGCAGCAGGAGCACGACCCGGAUGAGGAAUCAGACGAGGAGAACCUCAAGACAAUCAAGGGCCGCAACCUCUCCGCCGUGAAGGAGAUGGAGACUCUCCUCUGGCGCGCGCUGUGCGACAAGCCCAAGACGGCCCUCAAGUACAUCGCCAAGGACGCCGUCAUGUCCAACCGCUUCCUCUUUGGCGACCCCAAGCCUCGUACCGCCGACUCUGACCCUACUCUGGAAGAGGAGGUCAAGCACUGCGAAGAGUGGCUCGCCUACAAGAUGCACGACCCUCAGCCCGUCGAGAUUGGUCUCAUGGCUGCCGCUAUUGGAUACAAGGUCACGCUAUUCCGUCAGCUCGACCAAGGAGACGGAAACUUUGGCAUGCAAACUGUCCAGGCCACCUGCUCUAGCUCCUGGAGGCAGCUUGCCAGCGGAGACUGGGAGCUUACCAGUAUGUUUGCCGGUUAA